Messenger RNA from Pistacia vera, 1440 nucleotides. Its product is annotated as beta-amyrin 28-monooxygenase-like. Gene Ontology annotation, molecular function: heme binding; iron ion binding; oxidoreductase activity, acting on paired donors, with incorporation or reduction of molecular oxygen. The coding region runs from base 1 to 1440 and encodes 479 amino acids. Gene Ontology annotation, biological process: sterol metabolic process. NCBI's taxonomy places the organism in Eukaryota, Viridiplantae, Streptophyta, Magnoliopsida, Sapindales, Anacardiaceae. The transcript is spliced from 3 exons. The record is from RefSeq and is a predicted model, not a curated record.
AUGGAGCUCUCAUAUCUCUUCCUGUAUUUUGUUCUUAUUCUUCUCAUUCUUGCCGGUGGCAUCUGUUUGUUCAAACUCAGACACAAUCACAAAUCUAUAGGUGACCAGGAAAACUUGCCACCAGGGAGCUUAGGAUGGCCUUUUAUAGGUGAAACUAUUGAAUUCCUGAAGGCAGAGAAUUUUGUGUAUGAUAGGAUGAAGCAACACUCUCCAGAUAUUUUCAAGACUAAGAUUCUUGGAGAAGAAACUGCAGUCAUAUGCGGUCCAAACGGCAACAAGUUUCUCUUUUCCAAUUAUGAUAAUAUCUUCACUGCAUUCCGUCCCCAUUCCAUGCAAAAGCUGUUUCGCUCUUAUAACAACCAUGCUGCAACUCCUGUUAAUAUUACACGCGAUGCAGAAGUGCAAGUCACGAGGGCACCUGGGUUCCUGAAGCCUGAAGCCUUAGUGGGGUACGUAGGCAAAAUGGAUUCAAUAACACAACAGCAAAUGCGAAUUUAUUGGGAAGGCAAAGACGAAGUGAAAGCAUUUUCUCUAGCUAAGACUUUAACAUUGACUCUCGCUUGUAAUUUUUUCAUGGGUACUGAAGAUCCAGAGCAUGUUGCCAGGGUAAACAGGAGUUUUUAUGAUAUAACACUAGGAAUGCAUUCUAUUCCUGCGAAUUUUCCUGGAACAAAAUUUUAUAAAGCAAGCAAAGCUGCUGCAGCAGUUCGCAAGGAGUUAAGGGCUGUAAUUGGUGAGAAGAAAGCUGCAAUCGCUAGUGGAGAACAGACGGUCGAUAUACUAUCACAUAUGAUUGUAGCUACAGAUGGAUCUGGGAAACACAUGCCUGAGGCUGAGAUAGCAGACAAAAUCAUGGGUUUGCUUGUUGCAGGAUAUAGCACAGUGGCUACUGCCAUGACUUUCUUCGUGAAAUAUGUUGGAGAGAGACCUGACAUAUACCAUAAAGUCCUUGCCGAGCAAAGGGAAAUCGGAGCCUCUAAGAAGCCUGGGGAGCUCUUAGACUGGAAUGAUAUGCAAAAGAUGAAAUAUUCUUGGAAUGUGAUAUGUGAAGCGAUGAGACUGACACCGCCACUUCAGGGAACUUUUAGAGAGGCCUUGACAGAUUUCACUUAUGCUGGCUACACAAUUCCUAAAGGAUGGAAGGUAUAUUGGACUGUAAGUACAACAAACAAGAACCCAAAAUACUUCCCAGAUCCAGAAAAAUUUGACCCCUCAAGACAUGAUGAAACAAAUAGCUUCCCAGCUUACACAUUUGUUCCGUUUGGAGGCGGCCCUCGGAUGUGCCCAGGAAAGGAGUAUGCUCGGUUAGUAAUACUCACUUUUGUUCACAAUUUGGUGAAGAGAUUUAAAUGGGAGAUGGUGCUUCCGAAGGAACGAAUUAUAGGUGACAUGAUGCCUAUCCCAGAAAAAGGACUUCCAAUUCGUCUUUACCAUCACUAA